Linum tenue is the source of this 2217-nucleotide messenger RNA. Lineage: Eukaryota; Viridiplantae; Streptophyta; Magnoliopsida; Malpighiales; Linaceae. The record is from the annotation of a GenBank genome assembly.
CCUGUUAGAACCAUAGCCAGACAGUGCAUGCUCAAAAUCACUACUAAACCACCUAAGAAAAUCCAAACAAUACGUUAAUUACUCUGUUAAUCAUAAGAGAAUUCCUCACCAACACAAAGAAAACAAAAUCCCAAUUAUCCUAUAGCCGUACGUAGCCUAUUGGAGAAAAUUACCGGGAGAUUGUGAAAGAACAGGGGAAAAGACGCGAAAGAGAGCGCGCAAAAACAAAAGAUACCAUGGAUGGAAGCUUCGGCAGUUGCAGGGUCUCUGUACUCACAAGAAGCCCACCACCCAAUACUCUGCUUCACUCUCUUUGAGUCUCUGUCCUCUGUAAGCGCACAAUUCGCAAAACUAGUGUGCUUCUCCUUGUCAUCCUCCUUCAAUUCCUCGCCCCUCACUACAGUUUGCUUUCUUCCCACUUUUCCUUUUUGCCCCUUCCUUCACACUCUUAGAUCUUCAACUGGAUUUCCACACUCUAUUUCUCUGGGCUUAAAAAAAAGAAAGCUCAAAUAGAAAAAGAAUAAUUGCAGUCUGCUGCUUGCCAUAAGUACACCUAUUUAGGACCACUGCCGGUACAAGGUGAAAGUGCUUAUCUUGUAGCUGAACAAAACCGGAUUGGAUUCGGAUAUUCCUGCUGGAACACCUCAUAGAUCAAGGGGGAGAAAGCUUUGGUUUACUUUGAGAACAAAGGUUUCAGCUUUUGGAGAUUUGAAUUCUCUUGUGACCGUAGAGAUUCAAGAGUUGUUGUUUUUAAGGAGAAUUGGGGAUCUGGGUUCUGGUGAUUCGCAGAGCAUAAACAAUGGGUGGUUCCGAUGAGAGAGUUGUGGCUGUAAUCAUGGUGGGUGGACCCACGAAAGGAACACGAUUCAGGCCAUUGUCAUUGAAUAUCCCUAAGCCUCUUUUCCCCUUAGCAGGACAACCAAUGGUUCACCAUCCAAUUUCUGCUUGUAAAAGGAUUCCAAACUUGGCUCAGAUCUAUCUCGUCGGUUUUUAUGAAGAGCGUGAAUUCGCAUUGUAUGUUUCUGCCAUCUCUAAUGAACUUAGAGUGCCUGUCAGAUAUCUGAGAGAGGACAAACCUCAUGGUUCAGCUGGUGGGCUUUAUAACUUCAGAGAUCUGAUCAUGGAGGAUAAUCCGGCCCAUAUAUUUUUGCUGAAUUGUGAUGUAUGCUGCAGUUUUCCUCUCCCUGAAAUGCUUGAGGCACAUAAAAGAUAUGGUGGGAUCGGUACUCUUCUCGUAAUUAAGGUUUCGGUUGAGUCAGCCAGUCAGUUUGGAGAAUUGGUAGCUGAUCCAGUCACCAAAGAACUGCUGCAUUACACAGAGAAACCUGAGACUUUUGUGAGUGACUUGAUAAACUGUGGUGUCUAUGUGUUUACUCCGGAAAUAUUUACCGCCAUCCAAGGAGUUUCUUCCCAACUGAAAGAUAGGGCUAAUCUUAGACGUAUGUCAAGCUUCGAAGCUCUUCAGUCAGCUACCAGGAGUUUCCCUUCACAUUUUGUGAGGUUGGAUCAAGACAUUCUGUCACCCCUUGCAGGGAAAAAGCAAUUAUACACCUAUGAAACCAGAGACUUUUGGGAACAAAUAAAAACUCCAGGAAUGUCUUUGAAAUGCUCUGCUUUGUAUCUUGCUCAAUUUCGGUUCACUUCUCCACAUCUAUUGGCUAGUGGUGAUGGUUCAAAGGGUGCCACUAUUGUUGGUGAUGUUUACAUUCAUCCGUCGGCCAAAGUUCAUCCAACCGCUAAGAUUGGUCCGAAUGUGUCGAUAUCAGCCAAUGCUCGUAUAGGACCAGGUGCAAGGCUUAUCAGUUGCAUUAUCCUCGACGAUGUUGAAGUCAUGGAAAACGGAGUUGUCAUCAACUCCAUUGUUGGGUGGAAGUCCUCCAUUGGCAAAUGGUCUCGAGUCCAGGCUGAAGGUGCUUACAAUGCAAAACUUGGUAUCACGAUUCUCGGUGAAGCUGUAACAGUGGAAGAUGAAGUGGUGGUGGUGAACAGCAUUGUACUGCCACACAAGACUCUCAAUGUUAGUGUUCAGGAAGAGAUCAUCUUAUAGGGAGGGAUGCCAUUGCUCCUGUAUUCUGUACUCUAUAAACAACUGUUUAUCCUCUUGUUGUCGAGAAAGUUUUGAACAAAACCUCAGUCACAGCCUCAUCUGUAAAAUUCGUAAUUGUUAUGAGUUACCAGAAGAAACUAAAGAGAGACUAAAUUCCAUUUUGCCCCAUU